UUAUUAAGAUGUUUUGUUUUUGGAUAUGUUAUUAUAAGUUUUUUUUCCUUUUUUACUAAUCACCAGCUUUAGCGGAGAUUCGAAGCGAUCAAAGAUUAAUUUCCAUAGGUCACGUGACAGCCUCAUUUUAACCAAUGCUCCAGAACACCGUUCCAAAAAAACUGGCCAUCCCUACCUAGACUAGAUAAGCGUGUGUUAUCUUUAGUGGACACUUGGUGGCAGCAUAAUAAUUCAUACCUGCUUCUCUGAGGGAAUGACACAGGUUGGGAAAGUGGACUUACAGAGUGAUAUCUUGGAUGAAAGUGCAGAAAGAAAUCAGAGACUGACUGACUGACUGAACGUCGACCCGAUAAAUCCCACAAGUGCUGCUAAAACUGAGGCAAAACUAGUGUUUGAUCAGUCCAGGUCAAAGGUUAAAUCCGAUCUCGGCAGUAACUUAAGACAGUUAAAGGAAGACAGGCAUGGACACUGAAACAGAGCGUUUCUGUUUGAUGGAAGAUAAAAGUGCUCUUGGUCAACCGAAGACCCCGAACGUUUCUCCAGAGAAUAAUGGUCGUACCAUCUCAGUGCAUGUACUGGAAUUUAAAGCAAGUCUUUUGGAAGCAGUUGAGGAGUUACAUAUACGACGGGAUGCUGAAACCCGAUAUGAAGAGCAGAUUUGUAAACUUAUGCUGGAGAACCCAGAGUUAGAAUGGGAGAAGGAGUCCUUACAAAAUCAGAUCUCUAAAAUGUCAAAUGAGAAUUCGGAGUCACUUGCUGCUGUAAAAAAGCAGUUUCAGGCCCAAAUCAGAGGACUGGAGGGAGAAAAGGGGAAAAUCCAGCUUGCUGCUGAACUCAAGGACAAAGAGAUCACAAGCCUCAAAGAAGAACUAAAAUCGCUGCAGUUGCUCAGGUACAGUUUGGAGAAGAAAUUAGCCGAGCUGGAGCAGAAGUUGCAGUUGCAGACGCAGUUAAAAGACAGCCACCUGAAUCAACUGGGAGAGGUGGAGAGGCGCUUUGUCACUGUUUCCAGACAGUGCACCGCGUUCAAACAAGCCCACGAGCAACUCGAGCAGAAUGUUGAAGAGGCCAUGCGGAUUAAUAAAAAGCUCACAUCCAUCAAUGAAAAACAAGAAUCUACUAUUAAAGCCUUAAAAGAGGAUCUGGAGAGACUUAACAAAGAGCUGGCCACUUUAAAAGUGUCAUCAGUCCGCAGACCUGGAGAAGAGCAUCUACAACAUGUUUUGAAAGAACAACAGCUUCAGCAAUUUCAACAAAGGCUCUUUGUGGAAACCGAACUUAACAAGAAACUGAGAAAUGAAACUGCCACAGAGAGGGAAGAGAAGCAGGAGGUUCUGAGAUCCCUCCAGCAUACUCAGCGUUUGCUACAGACACAGACAGAAGCUCUGAGCCAAGCAGAACAGGAACUCAUCACUCUCCGAGAGGAAUAUAAGCUCCUUAAAGCAGAACACGAAUUGGACCAGGAGAGGACCAGAGAGGACCAGGACAGAUUCACUCGGCUAAGAGACGAGUACCAAAAUUCAAAGCUUGAUUGUGAGAAAAAGAUGUUGCUGUUGCAAAAGACAUCAGAGGCGGAUCAAGUUGAGCUGAAAGCUGUGAAAGAGGCUUAUAAUCUGCUUCAGGAGGAGAAUAAACUGCUGUCUGCUUCUGUAGAUCAUAACAUUGAAGAUAUUCAGGAUUCUGAGAUUAAUUUGGAAGAUCAAGCUCUAGUAAAUAAAACAAUUACUGAGAUCAACCUUGAUAGUCUUCACAAAAAUGAGUCUUUGGAAAUUGAGGAGGGGUUGAAUAGUGAUGAUGGUGAACCAGCGAGACGCUUUCCAGAUGAAAGCUCUGCUGACUGUCAGAGGAAUAAAGAAGUCGGCGGCUCUCUUGAUGAAAGCACUUCAAUGCAGGUGGAUCGAUUAACUGACGUUUCACCAUCCACAGCACCAGAUAUUUUGUCUGAAAAGAUGUCAGGACCUGAAGAAGUCAUUGCCGUAACAAAUCAGCUGUCAAACUUGUGUGCUGAAACAAAACCGAUUGUCUGUGAAAGUGAGACGGUCUGCAGUGCAGUUGAUAAAGGAUGCCCAUCAAACCAAGCCCGAAGUGACACAGACGGUUGUCUCCCCGAGCUAUCAGGGCCUGAAACCAGGUCUGUUUAUGAGGUAGACGGUGACCCUUUGGCUUUGGAACAGAAAGAUGGAACGCUGGAACCGAAUCUGUGUAUCUCAGAAGUGACUGAACCCCAGACAUCAGAUAAACACAUAGACGGCCAAAAAUGUGGUACAAAAGAGAUCAAAGACGAGUCUGUUGCACCUGAAUUUCUCCAGAGUCGUUCGCAAACAGAAGAUCAAGCAAAUAUGGAGAGACUUCCAGUAGACAAAAUGUAUGACGUACCACAUGUGACUGAGGAUGGGAUUGUACACCAACCGAGUCCAUGCCAUGAAACCACACACCAGGAACCAGAUGCAUUAACAGGUACCCAAACAUUAUUAGAGGAUCACAACUCACCACCCGAAUUAAUCUCCAUACAUUCGCAAGCGGUUGGUUCAGCCGAAGCAAACUUCGAUGAAGUAGACGUGGUGGAAUCGAAACAGGUGCCUCUUAUUGCCAGCACCAUGGAGUCUGAAGAUCACAACUCACCACCCGAAUUGAUCUCCACACAUUCACAUACGCUUGGUUCAGCCGAAGCAAACCUCGAUGAAGUGGACAUUGUGAAAUCGAAACAGGUGCCUCUUGUUGCCAGCACCAUGGAGGCCAUUUUGCCAACUGCAUCACCGUCAAUGGAGACGGUGGCCAUAUCAAAAAAUAAAGAUCAAAAGGAUGAUCCAGUUGAAUCAGUUUCCCUACAUUCCAAGAUCACAAACCCAAGCCAAGAUCAAUCCUCUCCUGAUGGGUAUCCCAAAGCAAAUGACCAAUCAGAUGUUGACCACAAAUGCAUGUCAGUGGCAAGCACUUCAAACAAUACAGUAUGUAAGAGAUAUCGACCAUGCUUUGCAUGGAACAGAUUUAUAAAAGACAAAAUGAACACGCAACCAAAAUGUGCAGAAAGUAAAGUUGAUCAUUCAGUGCAUGGCACCAGAAACAGCAAACCAGGAUUGGCCCCAACACCUUUAAAAUCACAGCACAGGGCCUCGGGAUUUCACGGUUUGGAGUUUGUUUCACCUUUUUCUGCUCCACGUUUUACAAAAAAUAAAGCUGUGAUGAGGACUCCAGACAGGUUAGACGCUCCGAGCAAGCGUCCGCACCAAAAAAGCGACUUUCGAGGAGAAUGGAAUGCAAUCAAGCAGUCUUUUUCCGAGAUGCUUGCAGAGAAGGACAAUCGGGUUCUUAUCUCCUACAGUUCGACUCUGGGUGGCAACCCUGGAUCUUCUUCUGUGGGUAAUGGGCUGCGACAGGACGGCACUCCUACCGUUUCUCCUCCCAAACUUCAGAGCCUGGAGACGGAUCUUCAGCCUGAGGUUGAAGGGGGUACAGCAAAUUACAAAGGCAAAGAGGAACAAAAUCAAUCGGACAUAGUGGCCCAAAUUGCGAAAAUCGAAGAACUGAUGAACUCGACGGAAGGUUUAACACCUCAGAAAAUACGCAAAAUAGAAUAAAGUGUAUUCAUGAUUAUUACUUUGCAAUGGCAUGCGUUGCAUGCUUUAGUUUGCUUAUAUGCUUAGAUACUAUGGUAUAUGUGAGGUUAAAGUUAAUUGUUAACUACAUUUUUAAAUAAACGUUUGCUAUUACA
Messenger RNA from Misgurnus anguillicaudatus (oriental weatherfish), 3712 nucleotides. The record is from RefSeq and is a predicted model, not a curated record. Lineage: Eukaryota; Metazoa; Chordata; Actinopteri; Cypriniformes; Cobitidae.